Molecule: messenger RNA, 2871 nt
Organism: Labrus bergylta (ballan wrasse)
Lineage: Eukaryota; Metazoa; Chordata; Actinopteri; Labriformes; Labridae
Source: RefSeq, a predicted model, not a curated record
CACCACGUGACCCGGUUCAUAGUUGAAAGUCAAACAUCUCUGCAGCUUCUCCUCAUGGCGGUCCUGGUGGGACGGAGAGCCUUAAUACAAGCCUUCCGCGUGCACACAGCAGACCGGGACAGCGCGUGCAGGAUAGCUGCGGCGACCGCCUGCACGAGACAGUAUGUUUUGUCCGGUAAAGCGACGACACGAGGCUACAGCUCCGACUCCAAGGAUGACCUGCGCGUCAGAUACCUCGACGGAGAGGACUCCGGUAUCGUCGUCGUUGGUAUAAAUCGACCAAAAGCCAAAAAUGCCAUCAGCAAGAAUCUGGUCAAAAUGAUGUUUGACACGCUGGAGGACAUCAAGAAGAACAACAAAGUGCGCAGCGUCAUCAUUUGCAGUUUGGUUCCCGGGAUCUUCUGUGCAGGUGCCGACCUGAAGGAGCGGGUGAAGAUGCACCAGAGUGAAGUCGGACCAUUUGUGUCCAAAGCCCGAGCGCUCAUCACAGAGCUCUGUAACCUUCCCGUCCCGACCAUCGCUGCCAUCGACGGAGCAGCUUUAGGAGGAGGUCUGGAGAUGGCGCUCGCCUGUGACAUCAGAAUUUCCUCCAAUAAUGCAAAGAUGGGAUUGGUUGAGACCAAACUUGCAAUUAUUCCAGGAGCCGGAGGGACGCAGCGUCUCCCUCGUGUUAUCAGCGUCUCUCUGGCCAAGGAGCUGAUCUUUGCGGCGCGGGUGGUGGACGGGACGGAGGCGUGUCGUCUGGGUCUGGUCAAUCACUCCGUGGAGCAGAACGAGAGCGGGGACGCUGCGUACCUGCGCGCUCUGGAGCUCUCACGAGAGAUCAACCCUCAGGGUCCAAUCGCUGUUAGGAUGGCAAAACUGGCGAUCAACCAGGGAAUAGAGGUCGAUUUGUCCACGGGUCUGGCGAUUGAAGAGGCGUGUUAUUCCCAGGUGAUUCCGACUAAAGAUCGUCUGGAGGGUUUGGCUGCCUUCAAGGAGAAGAGGCGUCCUCACUUUAAGGGCGAGUGAGGCGGUCUCUCUCUCUGCCUCCAGCUCUCAUUCUGCUCCACUGCUUUCAACAUUAACGGGCCGACUCUGUACACGUCAACACAUCCGCCUGUACAGAACCCCGCGGACGACCGUGUGCCGGCAGGACAUCGGGGACCCCUCCCACCUUCUGGUUUGACUGAAGACUUCACAGCCUAGCAGCUGCUGGGGGUGUCGUCUAACGCUGAAGGAUGUGAAGACAACUAACAGAGCAUUAACUUACUGAACACCUCCAACAUGAACUACUCACUCACUAACAUGAAUUACUCUCCUGCCGUUUGUAGAAUGAUUGGCAGUUAGUUACUAACAGUAGCAUCCUGACUAGAGAACCAAUCAGAGAGCCAGAAAAAAACACUCAGAGGUAUGCAUCAGAAGCUUUAGUUCAGCACAAAUAUAGAACAUUUAGAAAAACGCAAACUAACAUCGGACGUUUGUGCAAAUAAAUCAUUAAACACAGCUAAAUAAAGGUCAGGGGGUGGAAGUUUGGAAACUUGUUCUACAUCCACAUUUCUAUGUUUUUACUUUAAAGUACAUUUAAAUGGAAAGUUUCUCCGUUCAGAUUUCUGUCCACACUCAAACUAAAAAUCAGCAGAUGUAGAGAACAACCUCAGCAGUCGUGUGGAUGGUUUGGUCGUGAGAUGGGGACAAGUUGUGAUAGAUUGAACCAAUGCAGCUGGCCAUUAGCAUCUGCACUUUUUUUUUUUUUUACGAAAACAAAAAAUAGAAGUCCUAGUCUUCCACUGAUGGCUAUUUGCUUGUUUUUAAUUACCAAAAACUGCCCGCGAACUCCUGCACACAUUGCAGAAAUUAGUUGGCAAUGUAGUCCGUGCUCUCUCUCUCUCGACAGCAUUUUAGUUAAACAUCCGACCGAAGACAAGUUGUUUUUUUUAAAGAGUCUGUACUUUUCGAUACUACCGACCAUUAAAACAACAGAUUGUUUUCAAACCUGUCGUAUCGUUAAGUGUUUAAUUAUCCAGACUUCUGACAAGCUCAGUAACACUACAGCGUCGACGUACUGUUUCUUUAAAGGCUUUAUAUGCGAUUAUAUGCGACUCACAGCUUAUUUCAAUGUCAUAUAAGCGUUUUUAGAUCACGGUCAUUUCUGGUAAAUUUACAUGAAGUGUGAAGAUACAAGAUAAUAAUAAAGAUUGCUAGCAUUAGCAUGCUAACACAGCAAUGCAGCGCAAGUUGUUUUAGUGUCAUGCUGGUGCUCAAGGGCGACAUCUGGUGGAUCAAAAAAUCGCAUAUUAAGCCUUUAAGAGCUCUUUGCCACAUCUCUCUGCCUUCAUCAGCGUGUGGUUCUGUUUCAGUGAGUAACCAAUAACAGUUUUAAUCACUGAUAAAAAUAAUCUCUGCAGGUAGAAUCGUUCACUGCGUUAAAAGCCAUGACAGAGUUUCUGUGUCGACCUCGUGCUGUUUGACUGCGACAGAGCGACAAACGCGUUAAACUCUCGAGAACGUCUGAAACAGAAAAAGCACGUCUCCAUCUUCUGUUUCAGGACGUGAGAGAACAAAUAAUAACGUGUGUUGUUGUCCUUUAACACCUGAGAAUGUAUACGCCAUGCCUUGUGUGUUUGUGAGUUCAGAUUUGUUUCCACAGAAACGCAGUGACAUCAUCAUUUACGUCACCUCCACUGAGUUGCCUUUUUCUUUUCCUUCUUGUCUGUUUUAGUUUCUGUUGAUUUUAUGUACCAGAAUGUGGAGUUUUCAUUGAUCUUUGUUAAUGUGACUUGUGUUUGUAAAUCAGUAAAAAGCCUCAAACUGCUUCAAUGAACCUGUCGCCAUGGAGACGGUCUGUUAGACCUCGUCUCACUGCUGUGAAUAAAUCUGUCGCACAGAAAA